Molecule: messenger RNA, 954 nt
Organism: Belonocnema kinseyi
Lineage: Eukaryota; Metazoa; Arthropoda; Insecta; Hymenoptera; Cynipidae
Product: pyridoxal phosphate phosphatase PHOSPHO2-like
Exons: 2
Coding region: 100-870 (256 amino acids)
Molecular function (GO): phosphatase activity
Source: RefSeq, a predicted model, not a curated record
UUAUAAUGUAUUAUCGUAUUUAUCCAAAUUAUCUGGUUGACAUAACCUAUUUCGAUUGGACAAUUUUGUAGCUCUUGUUUGGAGUGAAAAACGCAAUAUAUGUAUCGUACUCUCGAAAUUGGCAGAGCGUUUAAGAUGUCUCGUCCACUUCUUGCUGCUUUCGACUUUGACCACACAAUUUACGAUGACAAUUCCGACAUCGUAGCUCGAAAAUUGUAUCCAAAUGAUAGUCUACCAGAUUCCGUGGAGCGUUUAUAUGCACGCGAUAACUGGACACUGUACAUGGGAAAAAUCUUUGAAUUGCUCAAUGAAAAUUCAAUCGAUGUAGAAACAAUCGAAUCUGCCAUCAACCGAAUACCUUCAGUACCUGGAAUUGAUACUCUCCUCACUGAAUUACAUUCCCGCGACUGUGAAAUCAUCAUCAUAAGCGAUUCCAAUUCUCUCUUUAUAGAAUGGUGGCUCAAUCACAAGGGACUGAGCCACACUGUCAAAGAAAUUUUCACGAAUCCGGCCACUGUGGACGAAGAAUCGGGCAUGCUGAAGAUAGAAAUGUAUCAUUUGCAAGAUUACUGCAAACUCAGCAACAAGAACUUGUGCAAGGGUCAAAUUCUUGAAGAUUAUAUUUCUAGACGAUUCGCGGAGGGAGUCAAUUUCGAAAAAAUUGCAUACGUGGGAGAUGGAAAGAAUGAUUAUUGUCCGAUUUUACGCCUUUCUGAAAAAGACGUCGCAUUUCCGAGAGUCGGUUAUACUCUCGUAAAAGUAUUAAAUCAAACGGAUGAUGAGACAAGACAAGUCAAGGCUGAUGUCGUUCCUUGGGAGAGUGGCGAGGAAAUUUUCGAGGAUUUGAAAAAGAGGAUUUCCAGUUUAUAAAAACUUGAAACGUUUUAUGUAUUUUCCCUGUGAUUCAAUAUUAUUCAUACAUUCAUGACGUAGCAAUAAAAUAUUUUAUAGGAA